UCCGCAUCUUUCGAGUCUCCACUUCGGCUCCAAACCUUCGAUCUUCACCCUCCCAUUCAACCUGAUUCUUUCCUUUCGCCACCUGCGUAUCUGAAGUCAUGGCUAUCGGUGAAAUCGUCUCUGACGAGUCGCUGCUACCCGUGCUCGGCACUAGUGCAGAGACCUUGGCUCAAUGCCAGCAGCUGAUCGCAUUGUUGAAUCCCGACAACAGCCCGACCGAUCCCUCGGGUCUCAAAGAACUGUCCUUGGCCGUAUCCAAGCAGCAGAAGAUUCUCUUCGCUCGACUCGCUCAACUCCGCGGCCAGAAUCGAGAUGCCAUCAUUCGUGUCCGUGACACAAAACAUGCCACCGCCGAGGCUCGCCAGGAGAUCGACCGACUACAUCUACAACUGCAGAACUUGUACUACGAGCAGAAGCACCUUACCGGCGAGAUCGCCGCCUGCGAGUCUUAUGACCACAAAUAUCUUUCACUGCCUCUAAUUCCCGUGGAUGAAUUCUUGGAACUGUUUCCCGAGCAUCGCGAAUCGAAUGAACACGACCUCAUGAUCGCGCGUAUCAACCACGAACAUGCCGAACGAGAGAAGCUCGAGCAGGCUCGUCAGGAGCUCUUGAAGCGCAAGCAAGCGUUGAUCGCAGAAAAUAAGAAACGCAAGGAUGAUUUGGCCAAUCUAGAUCAGGAUCUAGAGAAGUUCGUCGAUGCAGCCAAACCAAUUCAAAAGAUCUUCGAAAAGGAGUACUAAGGAGAGGACUGUGCUUGGGCAUGCUACCAGAUCAAAAGGCUUCUGCGCCUUUUGGGUGACUACAUUGGGUUGGCGUUAUAUCGGACAAAAUAGAUACCCUACUGGAUUUAAUGAUAAGAUUUGCAUAUAUUCAUCUUAAAUGUUCCUGAAAAUCCUG
Penicillium brasilianum is the source of this 897-nucleotide messenger RNA. The record is from the annotation of a GenBank genome assembly. NCBI's taxonomy places the organism in Eukaryota, Fungi, Ascomycota, Eurotiomycetes, Eurotiales, Aspergillaceae.